UUUCACCCCUGAAUGAAGGAAAGGAAGUCCCCUGCCUUCUCUCACAGUUGUCUCCAGUGUUCCUGGCAAGCUUUGCAAAGUAGCAUGUGCUGCUUCAGAAAAUGGGAAUGGUGUCUGGUCCUGGAACUGCUACUCCUCCUGCCUCUGAUAACAGGACUUCCAGAUCAUUCAGGAUCAAAAGAAAUUGCUACAACUGGCAGCAACAUAACCCUGCAAGCCUUAAAGAAACAGCUUGGACCCUACAAAUAUCUCACCUGGCUUUACACUACCAAACAGAAGAUUUUAGAAUAUGAGUAUAACGGUACAGAGACUAUCUUUGAUUCUGUAUUUAAAGGUAGGGUCAAACUUAACCUUACAAGUGGUGCACUUCAUAUCUAUAAUGUCAGUAAAGAAGACAAAGGUGACUACUACGUGAGAGUGUUGGAUGAAAUGGAGCAAGAGUACCCCAUAACCCUGGAUGUAUUUGAUCCUGUGUCCAAGCCUCUCAUAAAAUUUGAGACUAAAGAUUUGCCUGGCUCUUGUCAUCUGAAGCUAUCAUGUAAGACAGAGCAACAGAAUGUUGAGUACACUUGGUAUGAUGACUCUGGGUCUCUUCCCAAAGACGGUACAGGAGAUGUGCUCGAAAGAAUCGUCACUCCACAGAACAAGUCUACAUUUUACACCUGCGAAGUCCGCAAUCCUGCAAGCAGCAAAAAUGACACAGUGUACUUCACUCUACCUUGUACUGUGGCCAGAUCCUCUGGAGUACUUUGGGUUGCAACUUGGCUAGUGGCCACAGUACCCAUCAUUCAUGCCAUCCUGCUGACCUGAGAUGAACUCAAGAAUGAAACUUCAAGGCCACAGGAUCCUGCCUUUAUCACUAGCAGUACUCCUACCCAGGAAAGCAGCUCUGGCUCUGUGGCACAGAAGAAAUUGUGUUGUUGAACAUUUGUAAGGGUUUGCAUUUUCUUACCAUCAUAGGGUUAAGUCCAGGGCCUUGAGAAUGCUACAGAAGUGCUGUGUCACUGACAUGUGUGCCCAUAUCUUUACAAAAAUUUGAUAGUAACCUUUCAAAAGUUGUGGUUAAUAUCUAAUUUUAUAUACACUAGUUGUUUUCCAACAUUCAUUAAAGACAAAUUCAUUAUUUUCACCAAAA
Mesocricetus auratus (golden hamster) is the source of this 1135-nucleotide messenger RNA. It is a transcript of the gene Cd48, whose product is annotated as CD48 molecule. The transcript has 4 exons. NCBI's taxonomy places the organism in Eukaryota, Metazoa, Chordata, Mammalia, Rodentia, Cricetidae. The record is from RefSeq and is a predicted model, not a curated record. Bases 13 to 810 code for a protein of 265 amino acids.